Messenger RNA from Musca vetustissima, 1746 nucleotides. Its product is annotated as transcription factor grauzone-like. The coding region runs from base 1 to 1746 and encodes 581 amino acids. Lineage: Eukaryota; Metazoa; Arthropoda; Insecta; Diptera; Muscidae. The record is from RefSeq and is a predicted model, not a curated record. Gene Ontology annotation, biological process: regulation of transcription by RNA polymerase II. Gene Ontology annotation, molecular function: RNA polymerase II transcription regulatory region sequence-specific DNA binding; zinc ion binding; DNA-binding transcription factor activity, RNA polymerase II-specific. The transcript has 4 exons. Gene Ontology annotation, cellular component: nucleus.
AUGGAUAUGUGUUUACUGUGUUUGGAACUGAAACCAGAUCUCAUAGAUGGCAUUAAAGUUACAUCCCAACAAUGGCACGACGAGAACAUCGAAGCAAUAUUGGAAAAACAUUUUUGGUGUCUAAAAUCUAUAACAUCCACAUCAUGGCUAUGCAACACAUGCUGGAAAAUCGUAUACGAUUUUCAUAAAUUCUAUUUGCAUAUAGAAGAUGUUCACACCUAUUUUGUGUCGGCAUUAAAAACUGAAGUAUUUGAAAAUAAUGAAAAUCCCGAACCAUUUAUAACAAAUCACGAGGAGAAUUCAUCAUCAAAGAUGAUGGUAACAAUUGAAACAAGAACGUCUGCUGAAACAACAACACAAGAAAUGGAUAUAUUUCCUGAAAUAAAAAGUGAAAAUGUUAUUGAGGAACCCCCAAUAACCAUAGUAGAUACGGAAAUGCCAUAUAAACCUGAGGAAAUUAAUGAAGAUCCAUUGGAAAAAUCUUUGCCCACCGGCAAGAAAAGAGGACGACGAAAGGCAAACAAAACAAAUAACGAUGAUAAAGAAGAUACGGCCGCUACGAAAGAAACAUCACCCAGUCCCACAAGGUUGGAUGGUGACCUUCCCAGUGAAAAAUCAUCAUCAUCGGAUAGUGAAAGUGAUUCUGAGGACAGUGGUGGAGGGCAGCAAAAAUCAAGAGAAUAUAAACCACGCUUAAACCCCUACUAUAAACCACGUACAAAACGAAAAGAAGUCAAUGAGUUUCUGGCCAAACAUUAUAAAAUCUCGUGUAUUAUUUGUCAGGCCCCAAUGCAUAGCUUCAAUGAACUAUGCAAACAUUUUAAUAAGCAACACAAUGAGCCGGGCUAUGUUGUGUGCUGUAAUAAGAAAUUUUUAAAAUGUAGUCUUCUCGCCGAUCACAUACACUGUCAUCUUGAUCCGGAUUAUUUUAAAUGUCAACAUUGUGGCAAAGUAAUGUCAGAUCGUCGUUCUUUAGAAUUGCAUGUAAAGACCCAUGGCAUUCAAGACAAAAUCCAUAUAUGUGAUAUAUGCCAGAAAGGUUUCUCACGAAAACCUGGUCUGAAGAUACACAAAUUGAUACAUCUCUCCGAUGAGGAAAAGAAAUUCUCCUGUGAACAAUGUGGUAAACUUUUUGGUAACCACAACCUAUUGGCCAAUCAUGUACGUGUGGUCCAUCAAAACAAAUAUGCCCUGGUCUGUGAUGUGUGUGGAGAAAAAAUGCGCGGUAAAGAUGUUUUCGAACGUCAUAUGUUGAAGCACAAAGGAGUGCCGAUACCCACCAUAGCUUGUGAUGUUUGUGGCCUAAAGGUUACCGGUCAACGGGGGCUUAAACGCCACAAAGAUUCCCAACAUCCGGAGGGUGGUAAACAGCAAUUUCCAUGUCAUAUUUGUUCACAGAUCUCACCAACGCUGAAGGCCCAUAAGAAACAUGUUAAAGAUAAACAUGAAUUGGGUUAUGAUUUUAAGUGUACGUUGUGCGAAAAGGCGUAUAAAAGAGCAAGUACUCUCAAGGAACACAUGGCCACACACACUGGAACUGUGUUGUAUACAUGCCAAUAUUGCCCGAAAACCUUCAAUUCAAAUGCCAAUAUGCAUAGUCAUCGUAAAAAGGCCCAUCCCAAGGAAUGGGAAGAAGAUUGCCGAGCCAAAUAUUCCGGCAAUUUACCGCCAAAAUAUAAAUUAGGAAAAACAAAUAAUGUAACAAAUGAGGGGCAAAGCGAAAAUACAACAAUAAAAUGGUCUUAA